AUGAAGGUCGAAACCAGUGCUGCUUUAUUCGCUCUCUUGAGCGUGGCAUCUGCCCGCCCUGAUGCCGUGAGGAUAUUCAGGAAGGCCCAGUCUCCUACCGGCGCAUCUGCCAAGUUCAGGCGCGAGGUUCCUCAGGAGCAUUCCCACGAGAAGUUCCUUACGGGCGUCGGCCAGGCCUUGAACUUGAACAACGUUGACCAGGUCCAAGACCCCGUGUUCGCUCUCCUUGGAAACAAGGCCGCUGCUGAGGGUGCUGGUCUGGUUCAGGACUUGGACUGCCUCCAACAGCGAGUUGCCGACCAGGCUUUCACCAACGCCAAGGCUGCCAACGAUGUUGAGGGCAUGACCAACGCGUUGAUCUACCGUGCUCUUGAAAGGAACACUGGCUCGGUCGGUCUAGCCUCUGUUCUGUGCACGGAAACCGCGAAGAACCCCGAGAUUGCUGCUAUCCAGCAACAUCAGGACCCCGCCUCUUCAGGCGCUGCUGCUCUAAACAAGCAGAUCACCCUUGACCUAGCUGUCCAGCUUGCCUCUGUCGGCGCCGAUCCCCAACUCGCCCUUCAAUCGGGAACCUUUGCUCCCGGCGAAAUUGGAGAUCAGACCGGUGCUGGUAACACUUGCGACGUCGCCGACGACGCCGAGGGUUGCAUCUUCACCCAGAACCUCCUUGUCGAAGAUGCCACCGCAGCUGAAAUCGAUGCUGCCGUCGCCGCGGCUGGUGGCAAGGCCAGCGCCGGCAACAACAAUGCUGCUGCUGGCAAUGCUACCGGCAAUGCCGCUGCUGAUGAUGCCGCUGAUGAUGGAUGCGAGGCUGACGAUGCCGCCGCCGAUGAUGCCGCCGACGAUAAGGCUUCGAACAACAGUGCCAGCAGCAGCGGAGCCACUGCCACCGCCACAACCGGUAACAACGUCAACGCCUUCACCGGCAGCGUCGGCUCCGCGCCCGUCCCCGUAAUCAGCUCCACGGCCGACAAGCCCUUCUCCGUCAACGGCGCCGAGUUCCUAAACCUAGGCGCUGCGAUCCAGCGGGCCUGCGACGUGCAAAAGAACGCGUGCGCCAACGCGGCCAACGGCGGCGACGCGACCGUCAGCGUAGCCGACUGCGAGGCGCAGCAGCAGCAGUGCGUGGCCCAGAACGGCAAGAAGCGCCGCCAGGCCGCUGACACCGGAUCCUGCGGAUCUGCCGCCAUCUCCUUCGGCAAGCAGAGCGACCGCCCCAACGAGGAUGCCUUCGCCCCGGUCAACACCGCCGACUUCAACCACGGCUCCGCGCUCAAGCCCGCCGUCAUCACCGGCUUUAUCUGCAGCCAGCUCCAGAGCAAGUGCGACGCCUCGGCUGCUACCGUUGCGCAGUGCAAGGAGGGCGCGCAAGCGGCCGACUCGUUAAGCGGACAGGCUGCUGCCGAUGCGUUUAAUGCUGCGUUGGGCGCGUAA
Daldinia decipiens is the source of this 1434-nucleotide messenger RNA. RefSeq lists its product as uncharacterized. The record is from RefSeq and is a predicted model, not a curated record. The coding region runs from base 1 to 1434 and encodes 477 amino acids. The transcript has 3 exons. Lineage: Eukaryota; Fungi; Ascomycota; Sordariomycetes; Xylariales; Hypoxylaceae.